AUGAGGGAACCCGAACCAAUUAACGCCGGACGUCUGGCCCGAGCGCUGACCCUCUCGUUGGUAUGGAUCAGGACGAAUCAAUAUUUUGGACGUCUCUGGAAGCCUCGGACUGGGUUGCUUUCGGCAUGCGGGUUCUGCAUCAAGGUCAAACCAUAUGCGAAUCUGGCCGAGGCACACACUAUGCAGUUUGUCGCCCAACACACUUCUAUUCCCGUCCCUAAAGUGUAUUGUGCCUUUGUUCACCAAGGGUCUACGUACAUUGUGAUGUGCAAGAUCAACGGGCAGAUGGCAUGGCUGCGCUGGAAGGAACGUUCGCAGUCAUCCCAACGACGGAUCCUCGAGCAGCUGCGUGGCAUGGUUGCACAGCUACGCGCUAUUGCCCCAACAGAAGGCGUCGGUAUCGCUAAUAUUGAUGGUGGCCCUAUUUACGAUUGUCGCUUGCCUUCAAAAUGGUUUUGGGGGCCCUUUGCUACAGUACGGGACUUUCAUAAGGAGCUUGCUAAUGGUGCCGACCUUGAAAUUCGUUAUGAGAAUCAACCCCCAGAUCUGGAUGAACUCUUAACUUUCUACCGCCAAGCGAACAACAAACUAGUCUUAACACACGGAGACUUAAGCAGCUUGAAUAUCCUUAUACAGGGAGAUGACGUCGUUGGCAUCGUUGAUUGGGAAACAGCAGGCUGGAUGCCCUCAUACUGGGAGUACACGUCUGCAUGGUUUGUGAAUCCCCAAAACCCGUUUUGGCAGCAAGAAGUAGAUAAAUUUCUAACGCCUAUGCCGUAUGAGCUGAGGAUGGAACACAUACGUCGUACAUACUUUGGGGCAACAUGA
Colletotrichum godetiae is the source of this 828-nucleotide messenger RNA. Its product is annotated as kinase-like domain-containing protein. The coding region runs from base 1 to 828 and encodes 275 amino acids. The record is from RefSeq and is a predicted model, not a curated record. The transcript has a single exon. NCBI's taxonomy places the organism in Eukaryota, Fungi, Ascomycota, Sordariomycetes, Glomerellales, Glomerellaceae.